Numida meleagris (helmeted guineafowl) is the source of this 5330-nucleotide messenger RNA. RefSeq names its product PILR alpha associated neural protein (gene PIANP). NCBI's taxonomy places the organism in Eukaryota, Metazoa, Chordata, Aves, Galliformes, Numididae. Gene Ontology annotation, biological process: regulation of immune response. The transcript is spliced from 7 exons. Gene Ontology annotation, cellular component: membrane. The coding region runs from base 392 to 1306 and encodes 304 amino acids. The record is from RefSeq and is a predicted model, not a curated record.
CCGAGGGGUCCCCGAGGCCGGAGCCGUCCGGGGGAGGCGUUCGCUCUGCCGAGGGAAGCGGCGGGUCCCUUGGAGACACCUCUCUCCAUAGCAACCCAAUCGCUUCCUGGGAAGAUCCCGAAAUAACCGACACGACGGGAGCGGCGCGGAGCGGGCAGCGGCGGCGGGGAGGCAGCAGCACCGGGCAGCCAGGGCUCAGCCUCGCCGAACCUUCCUUCUCCUCCUCCUCCUCCUCUCCUUCUUUCGUCCUGACCAUGAGCGGCAGCGGCGGCAGCGGCCGUGCCCCCCCGGCCCCCAGCCCCGCCGCCCCGGCUGCGCCCCGCCCGGCUCCCCGCAAGUGAGCAGCAUGAGGCAGGACCUCGCCGCGUGACGAGGUGUUGCUGCAUCUGCGAUGGACCCUGGUACCUGCAGGAUGCCUCUCCUGAUCUCCUCCAUCCACUCUCUGCAGCUAUGGCACUUCCUCCUCCUGGUUUCAGCCAUUCCUCCGCCCGCCGUCUGGUCCCUCCGCCCUCGUGGCCCCAUGGCUGCCCGGCCUCUCUGUGCCCGUCGCAGCCCCUCAGCCCUCCGGCCCAUAUGCAUCUGGGACAGGACCUCACUGCCGGAGUGGGAUUCGCGCCUUGCCACGCCACGCCAGCGGGUCCUGAUCCCCCGAGGAGGGGACCUGCGUCACACCGUGCGGCUGAGACGCCAAGCAGCGGGAGCCAGGCCUGCCACCCCCUCUGGCUUUGAGGAUGGCAUGCCCUCCUCCCAGUACCCCUGGGCCAUCGUGUGGGGCCCCACAGUGUCAGAUGAGGAUGGAGGGGAUGCCAACUCAGCCAACCCGGGCUUCCCACCGCUGGGUUACACCUUUGUCUCACCACGCGGGAUGGCGACGGCGCAGCCCAACUCCCACUCGCUGCUGCACAAUGCGGGGCUCAACCUCCGUGAGACCCCGGCCACCCUGCGGCCCUUCCUGUUCGGGCCCCGGGGUGAAGGAGUGGACCCUCAGCUCUACGUCACGAUCACCAUCUCUAUCAUCAUUGUCCUGGUUGCCACUGGGAUCAUAUUCAAGUUCUGCUGGGACCGUAAUCAGAAGCGCCGGCGCCAUUCUGGGCAGCAGAGCGGCGGGAGGCAGCAGGACAGCCAGCAGCCCCUCACAGACCUGUCCCCCACCGCCAUCAGCAUCCUGGGGCCCUACAGUGACUCCCUAGCACCCACCCCCGAAGCGGAGGAACCCAGGCAGGGGCAGGAGGGUGUGGAGAAACUGGGGGGCCAUGGGAAAAGCACCGCCUUCCAGCUCAACCGAAUUCCACUGGUGAACCUGUGAUGCAGAUGGGAGAUGCAGAGCUGGCUCCCCCACCCUCCUGCCACAGCGGGGAGCCCACGCUUCUGCCACCUCUGCUACCCCAGGAACAAAACAAUCUCCUUGUGCCACGGCCCGCUGCCACAGUUGUUAACUAACUCCACCAGGACGUGCCUGGGCAAAUGGACGAGCUGGGCCUCGCUAGCAUCCUGCGGGGGAAGGUUGGGGACCUCCGUGCAGGAUGUGAUGCGGAGUGAGCGGGACGUGGGAGGGGAGGCAGCUGUUGGUUUUGUGAAGUCAUAGCCUGCCCUGCCUCUCUCCUCGCACACACACACACGCACUCUCUGACCUCUGUGACUCUCCCACCAGUGCAUGCCUGACAAAGGGGUAGGUGAGGUGGAAAGGCGUCCCCCUGUCCCCAUGGCCCCAAGCCCCUCUAUGUGUCCCUUCCUGUGUCGUGUGCUUUGAUGUGAACGUCUGGAGUUCAGUGGCUGCAGCGUCACCUCUGGGCUGGGGAUCAGGUGAUGGCAGGUCCUCCUGUUCCCAAGACCUUGGCCUUGCUGAGGGCCCCAAGGCGAAUCUUGGGAAUAAGAAGCUCACACAGCACCUGACCCUCUCAGCUAUCCAUUUCCUUGAAGGAAGCAUUACCCUACCUUUGAUAUUCACAUCUUCCCAUUUUCUUUCUGCCUAACACUCCUUUGUUUUCUGUCUUCAGCUUGUAUCUUUUCUCAUCUCUCAGUCCCCAGUGUUUCUAUUUUUUUCUCUCAGUUCCUCCUCCCCUCUUCUCUUGCCAGUUAAGGUUGGAAAAAGUUCCGUUAGUUUUCCAAAUGUUUAGAUCCUGUGGAAGUGUCCUUGCUGCCCCAUUCUGCUCCCUCAGUCUCCUUCAUCAAGGUUUUAUCUCUACUCUGUGGUGAUGUUCUUCAGAAAAUCAGAGGUGAAGCCUUCUGGGCAUUUAGCAAGGGUCCUGUCCAUUGAGAUACUGCUGAAGCAGCUAAAGUGUGACAAGCAAAUACGGCUGGGUAUGAGGAGUGUGAGCUUUGCUGGGCUGUGAGAGGGAAUUGCUUUCUGACACUCAUGCUGCAGGCAAUGAGCAGCGGAGAUUAUUCUACUUGGGAUGGAAAAGAGCACUUUAGAGAGCUUUGGUGGGUUGACAUGCGCUGCUGGGAGAUCUCUCUUGGAAUGCCUUGUGAUGGGAGACACCUGAGGCAAUGCUCACCAAGGGCAUGAGAGAGGGGUACCUAUGUGCAGCCAGACAUGGGAUGCCGACUUCCCUGAGUACACAUUGUUAGCAACAGUUGUUGCCCUCCCCUGGCUUUUGUGGACAUCUUCAGAUAAAUUCACAGACCCACACAGCAGCCACUGAAUGGCAGAAUGAUGCAGAUUUGGGUAAGGUUGCCCCAAGAGCGCACAAACACCUUCAGCUGCUGGACUGAUGUGUCCAGAGACAGGAACUCGGCCACCAUUUUAAGGCACCACACAAGGUCUCUGACAAAAAGUUAUCUAUUAUCUCCAAGAAUAGGAAAUGGCCUUUCCCCCUUUAUCUCUGUAGUAAAAGCAUAUUCUUGACAGGACAAAGCACAGGGAGUUUCCCACGGGGCCUGGUUCUGCCCAUUUACCCAGCUGAACGACAGGCGAUCUCAGGUCCCACCUGGCUCACUGUGAAGGACAUUUAAAUGAGAGGGUAACUUACAAUAAGCUUCAUGGAAAACAGUAGAGAUUUGAAGAAAAUGACAGGUCAAAUAAAAUUAUCGGCUUAUUAGAAGCACAGAAUGGCUGAAAGAUGUAGGUGGAAAAGGACUCAGGAGGUCUCUAAUCUAAGCACAGGCUAAGUCUCCGCUCUCAGCAGUGGAUAUUAUUCCUUCACUGUAAAUCAGUCUAUUACUGAGCUUUUUCUUUACUGAGGCCCCUCUAGAGGCUUUAGUGGACGUUUCAAGCUGUAGAUGGACAAACAAUGGAGCAAGUGGCUCUUCCUGCCUGCUGCCCCACUCCCACCACCCCUGAGGGCAGGUCGGGGCUGUUCCCCCUCAUGCUGACAUGACCAGAGCUGGAGAAGGACGUCUGCACAUAGCCUGCAUCAGUUAUUCCCGGCAGUUUACAAUAUAAUGCCUUCAACUUGUUUAAGUAAUCUUCCAGACCAGGCUAAUUAGAUUGCUCUUUGAUCAAUAGCGCUUGUUGAAACAAGGCCAGAGUUUAGACUCUACCACUUCAAGGGCUGUCCUUGGACUUUCCCUUUCCGCAGGCUGUGUUGGAGAGAAGACCUGUGGCAGGGCACUGCGGAAGGGGUAGUGAAAACCUUUUCCAACACUUGCUGCAGGAAAGCCCUGUGCUCUGCUGGCCACGCUUUGUAAACUCUGCAAACACAUCAGAUUUCAGUGUUUUGUUUUGUUUUCCUUUGAUGUGUCUCUGUUCCUGUUCAAAGUAUCUCCAAGGAAUGAAACCUUUCGUGGACAUUGUGGUAAGAUGGAAGCUGGGAAAUGCUGUAGAAAAAGCUCUUACAAUAACAGGAGCUUGGAAACGCUGAACAUCUUUUCCAACACUGACUUUUCAAGCCAAACAUGUUUUUAUCGUGGUCAUUCACUCACAUGAAACAGGUUAGAAAUGGGAAAAACCUUCACUGUCCUUCCAACGUUCAAAACAUUCAGAAUGUGUUUGGACACAUAGGCUUCGUCCAGUCAACAAAUAAUCUCACUGGACCUGUUUUACCCGUGACUGGAGCCUUACAAACCACCUUCCCCUGUGCAGAAUGAAGCCUGCCGUCUCACCUGUUCCCAGGUAACAUUCUGUGAGAUGCGCACACACACGGACCAGUUGACACCAUCAAGCGUAAGGCCAGAGCAGAGGCCAGCACCCUCUCAGUCACGAUCUGACAGGUUUCCCUGUCUUCUGGGUGACUGGAGAAAAAAGAUCUGGGUUGAUUUUUGUCCAGUGGAAAUUUCACAGAGAGAAACGUGUGUGGAGAAAACGACUGAAAAUAUUUGUUGAUACGGGCUGAGCCUGCCUGAUAUUUCUAGACAAUUAGAUGGAAACGCCUGGAUGGGCUGGGCAGCUGUGUCCCUGUGGAACACCUCAAGGGACAUGCUUUUGCUAACAAAAGGCCUUGUGGUCUUCCUUCUGGGAGAAGGAGGAAAGGCCCAGGGUGCAAUCCUUCCCCUCUGCCCUGUGUUGUAUUGGAGCAGGAAGCCAAGUCUCUCUCUUCACCCAGCAGAGUGAGGUGACCACUAGGCCAAAUCCUGCUUGAGCUUUCCCAUCUGGUUGGUGGUGACUGGUUGACAAGGGAACAGAGCUCAGCCAUGUGCUUCCACAGCUCUCCUACAGUGUGAUUUACAGCAACACUCCCAGCCCAGUGUCCCACAGCUUCAGAGAGGGCUAUCUACCUCUUCCUCUGUGGCACCGAAGUGCCCUUGUAAAUUUGGUCCUUCACACCCUUUCCUGCUAAGGAAAAAUGCUUGGAAAGGAGCUGUUUGCUCACCUCCCACACGUUCGCAAAUGAAAACACCACCAUCUUCAGAUUGGUCUGAGUAAAACUGUGGUUUUGGUUUUUUGCUCUGAAAAACCACGCCUAUGGCACAGCCUUAUAGUAAAGUCCUGCAGCACAAAAGCCCUGGGCCAAACUCCAGCUACCUGACCAUACCCCAGCUACGUCUCACUAUAUCCUAGCCCUAUCUUGGCAAGACAAUAGAGGGGGGCCCUUCUUUCACCAGCUGCCAGUUCUCUGUUCCUCCUUUACUGUUGUUUUCCCUCUCCCACUGUUUCCCCGUUCCUGUUCCUGUACCAGAGUCUCCCUCCAGGUUCUCGAUCCCCUCCUGCUGUUUUGCUCUCCCACUCUGCUCUCGUUCUCUCUCUGCCAUUUGGUCUCGUUCUGCUGCAGCUCCCACCCUCCCUUUGCUCUUCCUCCUGCUUCCCGCUCGGUCUCGCUCCCCCUCCUCUGCCCUUGUGCGCUGUGAUAUAUAUUUUUGUAGGAUUUCUCUUCUCCUUGUGGUGAAAUACUCAAUUCUUGUGGGAUGUUAGUUUCAACAUUUUUAAAUAAACCUUUGCAAAAUACCGCAAG